Molecule: messenger RNA, 2629 nt
Organism: Cherax quadricarinatus
Lineage: Eukaryota; Metazoa; Arthropoda; Malacostraca; Decapoda; Parastacidae
Source: RefSeq, a predicted model, not a curated record
GGCCGCUGUGCAGUGAAGACGUGAGUUACUCCGCAGGGGUCGUGUCGCAGCUCUUCGCUACUGGGUUCACUCCUAGUUUCGAGUCAUAUCGUACCUCUUCUUAAAAACACUGGCCAGAAAUCCUAAGAGAAAGUGGAGGUUUUGUCUUACCGUAUGGGUCUGACGGAGGUGGUCAUCUACAGUACAUAGAGGUGCCUCUACCAGAUUUCCCCAGGUCUCAAAUGUGAAGACACGUGGGGGGCGCCGUCUGCUGAUCACGUCUCAACUUGCUGAAGACUUCCAGGAAAGCUUGAACAAAAAUGACACAGUCUGCUCUAAAGAAAACGGGAGAGGGAACCAAAACUUUACCUGCACAGUCACUGCUGGUAUGGGUGGGGCUAGUCUCACUAACGACCAUCGUCAUGGUUCCUCUAGCAACAGCCCAAUUUGGAACGUUUUCUGACCUCAAGGGUGAUUACUGCAGAGGAAGGCGUCCUACAUCGUGCUGUGAUGGGAGAUAUGAUGAUUGUUCCAUGCCUAUCCGCGGGACGUUGUGUUACUGUGAUCAGUUCUGCAACAGAACCUACAACCCAGACUGCUGCCCGGAUUACUGGGAAAUUUGCCUGGGUUUCUCUCCGCCUGCCGAGAUUGUUGGAUGCUACAAGGCCGGGCUCUACAUCCCCAGCGGCCACAGCUACAAAUUUAACUGUAACGAAUGCCACGCUACAAAUGAGGAGCUACAAUGCAGUAAUGAAUUCUGUAGAAUGGACACUUCCCUGCGGAACUCCAGUAUCAAUCACCCCCAGCAAUUCGGUUCACGGCCACCCAAAUACUCAAAAUUUUGGGGGAGGAAGGGGCCCGAAAGGUCUGUGCUCCGAAUGGGACACCACCCAGAGGGUCUGUCAAUGAGAAUGCAUCCAAUCCACCUACGUCCUGAUGUCUCUCACAUUCCCCGUUAUUUUGACGCCCGCAAUAAACGUGAAUGGCAAGGUCGAGUGAGUGGCGUGAGUGACCAGGGAUGGUGUGGCGCUUCCUGGGCUUUCUCGACUCUCGGUGUCACUCAAGACAGGUUGUCUAUCGAGUCCCUAGGGAACGAGUCAGUGAGACUGGCACCACAACACCUCAUCAGCUGUGAUAGACGCGGCCAGAGUGGCUGUCAGGGAGGACACGUAGAUAGGGCCUGGCAGUACCUCAGGAGGAUUGGGGUGGUUAAUGAAGAGUGUUACGCUUACGAGAGUGGAAGGACAGGGCAGGUUCCAGUCUGCAGGAUUCCCCACAACGCUAACCUCUUCAGCCUCCGCUGUGCUGCCGAAGAGGUGGUAUAUCAGAGGAAUGACUUGUACAAGACUGAGCCAGCAUAUCGUAUCUCAGGGAAGGAGAUCGACAUUCAGUGGGAGAUCCUCACCAAUGGCCCUGUUCAAGCAAUGAUGACAGUACACAGCGACCUGUUCAUCUAUGAGAGUGGUGUAUACUCCUUCACUGGACUGGCAGGGCAGGAGACAGCAAUGCACUCUGUCAGGAUCAUUGGAUGGGGAGAAGACAAUUCUCUAGGAUCUGUUCCUGUCAAAUACUGGCUGGUGGCUAACUCCUGGGGCAGUGACUGGGGAGAGAGAGGCUUCUUCAGGAUCCGCCGGGGCACCAACGAAUCUGAUAUUGAAUCUUUCAUCAUUGCUGUUCGGGCACGUCUUGGUGCUUACGCCACAAGUAGUGAAAGAAAUGCUUCUCGAAGACCAGGAUCACGCAGCUAUCGCAGCCGUAACCGUGUUCAGGAAUACCAUGAUAAGAACUAUUAAGAGUGUCGAAGGAAUGUUAUUGUGGCUUGUGAUUACUUAUUUCUUUAAUUUGCAUUGAUUCAUAAACCCAUUAUUAUAUUGCAUAUGAAAUCUUCAGAGAAUUAGUUGGUAAAUAAUAAAAAAUGUAUAUUUGUUUAUAGUGUAUUAAUAUUGUAAUAAAGUUGGUAGAAUUACUGACAAUAUGUAAAGUAAAAGGACACAAGUGCAACUAAUGUGACAUUUUCAUUGUGGCAACGUUUCGCUCUCCAGGAGCUUUAUCAAGCCGUUACAAGCUGUUAUCAAGCCGUGUCCAUGUACUGUUUAUAACGGCUUGAUAAAGCUCCUGGAGAGCGAAACGUUACCACAAUAAAAAUGUCACAUUAGUUACACUUGUGUCCUUUUACUUUAUAUAUUAAUAUUGUAAAUCAAAUACCUUUGUUUGUGCUAGGGUUUAAGUUAAGCAAGCAAUGAUGAAAUAUCUUAAAAAUAUCCAAUUAGAACAGUGGAUAGAUGGUACUUAUGUGAAAAAAAUCCUCCUUAUUUAAAGAAAAUUAUGUUAACUGUGUGCAUUUUUCGAAUUUUAGCAUGGGCAUGUCAUUUAUUGCUUUUUCAAAGUCUAUGGUGUUAGGCUAUCAGAAGUUCUUGAAUUAACCAAAUUUUGAGUUUUGGUCAUAAAAAAUUAUUUUAAAUUGUAGUCCCUUAUUCUGAUUAGCGCCUUACUAAAUGCUGAGUCGUAUUGGGAUUUCAGUAUCUCACUUAGUUCUUUGCUGUCAUCUAUGUAAGUCCCAUCUCAUUUAAAACAGGGGCCCAAUACUGGAUGUGGGUUUUUGUCCUAGAUUUGCCAUAGGAAAAUAAAUAUAUAUUUUUUUUAAAUUUCA